AAACACCGUCCGAAAGAUCGACGAAAAAAGGUUGAACGGGCAGUUCGAGUCACGUUCGAGGAUCGAUAAUCGGCCGAUCGAACACGUCGAGUCCCAGAUUUCGACACCAAAGCGAGGAAGGGGGACCGAGAGUGUUCUGUUCCAACUGGGGGUGCGUACCCGGGGGGUCCACUUGCAUCGAAAGCCCCUUGAGGCACCCUCAACAUAUGCAUUCUCACUCAACCGCCGUAAGCCUAUAUAAAAUUGAUUCGCGCGCAAAUGAUAACCACAGUUCUGAUCAGUCUAUGUAUCGCAUUCUCUAAUGGUUUUCGUGGCCCGCAUCAUCCACGAAGCGCCAUUUCUCAUCACCAUUAUGCUCCGCAGAAAAACGUUAAAAUAACACAGGAUGCAAAUCUUCUGCAGGAUGCUACCCAUUUGAAAGAAGAUAUGGGAUCCAUGGCAGAUCAACUGGACUUCACAAACAUGACUGAACAGGAAAUAGAAUUCCACUACUUCAAAGUUCACGAUAUUGAUAAUAAUGCCAAAUUGGACGGAUUGGAGAUUUUACAUGCUAUUCAGCAUACGUUCCAUGAAAAUCGACUCGCCGACGCUGAACGUGAAAGUAUAAUCGAGGAGGCGGAACACGCGAAACACGAAGAUGAUCUGCCUUGGAUUGUUGAUCUCAUAGACAAAGUAUUGAAGGAGGAUGAUCUAGAUAACGAUGGAUAUCUUGGAUACAUCGAAUACGUACUCGGAAGGCAAAGAGAUCAUACUGCUCAAGCUAAGAGGGAUACUAAUCUGAGAAUCGGAAAAUAAAAUUCAAAUCCGAUAUAAGUUUCUCAUCAACAAAGUGCAUUAAGAGAAACAAAAAAGGAGCCUACGCAACAAAAAUUUACAUCUACGGAAAAUGUGUAUGAAAAAAGAUAUACUUUCCUUUCGAUCGAUUUCUUUAUAAAAAAACUGUUUUCUUCUACCAAAAUAUAUUACAAUAUA
Colletes gigas is the source of this 972-nucleotide messenger RNA. Its product is annotated as multiple coagulation factor deficiency protein 2 homolog. The record is from RefSeq and is a predicted model, not a curated record. Bases 259 to 795 code for a protein of 178 amino acids. Lineage: Eukaryota; Metazoa; Arthropoda; Insecta; Hymenoptera; Colletidae. The transcript is spliced from 6 exons.